AUGAUGACAGUUGAACAGUUUGUGUCGAAGACGCUUGAGCUUCUUCAAGAGGAAAGGGAGGCUGAAAUAGAUGAAACCAGGGUAUGGCAGGAAAACAUCUCUCCGAAGGAUCUUCAAAAUAAAGGAGUAUGUCUGUUGAAACUGCAGAUAGGAAGUCAGUCCACAGGCCUGUAUGGACGCACAGUUGUCGUCCUAGAGCCAAGAAAGCAUCUUGGUUUUUUAUCUCUUCCGAGCAACAGCUUUGGACCUGGGGACAUAGUUGGCCUGUAUGACAGUGGUGGAUGCACUGCAGCCUCUCAGGUUGGCACAGGGAUAGUGACGAGAGUCACCCAGGCAGCUGUAAGUGUGGCCUUUGACAACGCAAAGGAUGAGCUCAGUGUUGAUACAGAUGCUCUUUACAAUCUCCUGAAGUUGGCAAAUGAUGUGACUUACAAACGAAUGAAACAUGCCUUGAAUGCAUUAAAUGGACACUGCAAUGGACCAGUUGCAAAUUUGAUAAAUGUUCUCUUCGGAGAAUCAAAACCCUCAUCUCAUGCACAGCCAAAUAAAGUGGAAUUCUUAAACUCAAACCUGGAUGAGUCCCAGAGAGAGGCUGUGUCCUUUGCUCUGGCUCAGAGAGAACUGGCUGUGAUUCAUGGACCACCAGGCACUGGGAAAACCACCACAGUGGUGGAGAUCAUUCUGCAAGCCGUCAAACAAGGCCAAAAGAUCCUGUGCUGUGCCGGCUCUAACGUGGCUGUGGAUAAUUUAGUGGAGAGGUUAGCCCGAUGCAAGGCAAAGGUUCUGAGGCUGGGUCAUCCUGCCAGACUGCUGGAGUCCAUACAGAAACACUCACUGGAUGCCAUCCUCGCUAACAGUGACAACGCAAACAUCCUAGCUGACAUCCGUAAAGACAUCGACAAGGCUUUUAUGGGAAUGAAGAAAAAGAGUGAAAAAGGAGAGCGGAUGAACUUCAGAAGGGAAGUAGGAGAGCUAAGAAAGGAGCUGAAAACCAGGGAAGCAACAGCCAUCGCCCAGAUCCUGAAAAAAGCUGACGUUGUCUUAUCAACCAACACAGGUGCUUGUGAUAAUGGCCCUCUGAAGUACCUGCCAGCAGAGCAUUUUGAUUGGGUGGUGAUAGACGAGUGCGCUCAGGCCCUGGAAAGCAGCUGCUGGAUCGCCCUGCUCAGAGCACGCAAGUGUAUACUGGCAGGAGACUACAAGCAGCUACCACCUACUAUCAAAUCACAAAAGGCUGCAUCAAAAGGCUUGUCUCUUAGUCUUAUGGAGAGGCUCAUCCAGAUGUACGGGGACUCAGUGGUCCGAAUGCUAACAGUACAGUACCGCAUGAACAGUGCCAUCAUGGAAUGGGCAUCCAAAGAGAUGUACCAGGGAAGACUAACAGCUCACAGCUCAGUGGAGAGACACUUGUUAAAAGAUCUACCGGGAGUCACCUGUGUUGAAGAGACCAGCACACCACUUCUUCUGAUUGAUACAGCAGGCUGUGGUUUGAGUGAAAUGGAGGUCACUGAUGAGCAGUCCAAAGGCAAUCAAGGUGAGGUUGACAUUGUUGAACUACACAUAAAGGCCUUGACCGAAGCUGGGGUUAAAGCUAAAGACAUAGCUGUUAUUGCACCGUACAAUUUACAAGUUGAUCUUCUGCGUCAGAAACUUUCCUCAAGGCAUCCAGAGCUAGAGAUCAAGUCAGUGGAUGGAUUUCAGGGCAGAGAGAAAGAAGCUGUGGUGCUAUCAUUGGUUCGGUCCAACAGGAAAGGUGAGGUUGGAUUUCUGGCAGAGGACAGAAGGAUAAAUGUGGCUGUUACACGUGCGAGACGUCACAUUGCUGUGGUGUGCGACACCCAAACAGUUCAGAAUCAUGCUUUCCUGAAAUCCCUAAUCAAUCAUAUGACUGAAUUCGGCGAAGUCAGAACAGCUUUUGAGUACAUCCAGGACAUCGUACCACAAAACUACGUCCGUGAUCACAAAGACACAAAGCCCAGUACAUCUGCCAGCAGCUCCACGUCGGCUAAACAGAAGGUCAGAGAUCAGCCUCCCAGCAAAACAAAACAAGGCCAGAAGAAAUCCACUGGUAGCAGCAGUAAGGAAGAUAAUAAGAAGCAAGAUAAGCAAACAAAGUCGAGCACAUCCACAAUGACAGAAGAGGAACAGAACAAGAGCAGAUCCGCUGAGAUCAGACAGCAGGUGGAGAGCUUUCUGAAGGAUUUCAAUCAGAGUGAGCUACUGUUUCCAUCAUCGUUUAACUCGCAUGACCGCCUGCUGGUCCACGAGAUCGCUGAGGAGAUGGGCCUUGUGCAUGAGAGCAAAGGAGAAGGGAAAGACAGGUGUAUCACUGUCUCAAGACCAGCUGAGGAACCAACACAAGCAAAGGAAGAGGAGGAAGAGGAAGAAGAAGGAGAAGAAGAAGCGGCAACUCAGGAAGAGGAAACUACCCCAAAUCCCCAAAAAGCUCCGUUGUGUCAGCCCCCAUUAGAUUUGAAAAGUUUACAUUUGGAGCGAAUGAAGAGGGAACAACAGAAAAGGGAAGAAAACGCUCAACAUAAAAAGCAACAGAACAACAUCCCACUAGCUCAAGCACAAUCUUCAAAGAAGGCCAAGUCUAAAGGUUUGCAGUACAAACAUCUAUUUUGUGUCUGCUUUGUGAAACAUUUGUCAGAUAUCUUUUUAACAAGUAACUGUUGUCAUUCCCCUCCAGGGAAGAACCGAACCAAGGCAGGCGCAUGUGACAUUGCUGCCGCCGCCGCUGCAGACGACGACUUCGACUCACUUAUCAGCGCUGUCAUGAAGGCUGAAAGUGUGUGUAGCUUUGUCAAGUGUAAAGCCUCUGUGCUGACCCUCGGACAGCUCUGCAUCUUUUGCAACAGGCAGUAUUGUCUCAGUCAUCACAUACCAGAGGUUCAUGGUUGUGGGGAUAAAGCCAAGUCUCAUGCUCGGAUGAGAAUAAGCAAGGAGGGUGUUCUUUAUGCUGGCAGCGGGAAGAAAGACAAAUCCAUGGACCCCAAUAAGAAAGCCUAUCUGCAAAGGAAGCUGGACUCUAAACUGAAAGAUAUGGCCACACAGAGGAAAGUAAAAAGCAAAGAGAAGGAUAGUCAACAAUAACAAAUAAACCCUGUAAUGUAGCAGAUUUGAAGCCUGUUCAGAAAAAAUUAAACUAUUCAAAUACU
Molecule: messenger RNA, 3161 nt
Organism: Scomber japonicus (chub mackerel)
Lineage: Eukaryota; Metazoa; Chordata; Actinopteri; Scombriformes; Scombridae
Gene: ighmbp2
Product: immunoglobulin mu DNA binding protein 2
Exons: 14
Coding region: 1-3096 (1031 amino acids)
Molecular function (GO): RNA binding; DNA binding; zinc ion binding
Source: RefSeq, a predicted model, not a curated record